AGAGAGCAAAGUAGUUCCUGGAAGCUGAGUCAGGGAGAGCCCCAGAGCUCAGAGCUGCAAGGAGAACAUGUGGACACAGGAGUUAGCUUGGUGGCUCACCCCAGGGUCCCUGCCUUCAGGCACCAGAACCAGCAGGGAAGGUUCCCCUGGCACUAGCUGAGUAUGAAGGCUUACUGUGUUUGUGACCUUGUAGGGUUGGGCAAAAAUGUACUGAGGAUCUCCAUCCUCCAGAAGCACCAGGGCACUCUGUGGGCUCCUUUCUUUUCCCCUUUGAUUCCCACAAGACGAGACCUUACAUGCCCCAUCAGUCUCUAGGGAGAGAGGGAAAGAGAGAGAGAGAGAGUGCUCUCACUCAGGUGGCUGGGCAUUCCUUGGCCUCAGAGGCAGGGCAAAGUGUGCUUAGCUGUCUCACCUGUCUCUGAGGAGCCUCCCUGGCACACCCCACACACCUGACGCUGCUCUGGAAGAAGCCAUGCAACUUGCUGCCACUGCUUUCCUGGCUAGAGAACAUCUGGCUCGGCAGCAGGCAGCCAGUAUAGGACAGCCACUCCUCCACUGGCGGGGCAGCCAGGCACUCAGCUGUGGAGGACCCAUGGGCAGAGAUGCUUAGGAGAAACCUCCCCCAAGUCCUCUGCCUCGGGCUGAUGCUGGUCCUCGCUGUCAACCUCCUCCUGUUGUUUCACACCAAGGAGACCGUACAGAAGUUGAUUCAGCGUGGUCUUCAUGAGGAGCCCCAUCGGCCUCCACCUGAGAGGGAUGAGAUCGUGAUGGACAGGCUGGCCCACCUGGAGGUGGUUAUGCAACAACUGAAAGAAGAUAUGAAGUUGGCUGUGAAGCAACAAGCGAAUGUGCAGGACACACUAAAGAGGGUGAAAGAUGAAGUUCACCCUGCCCCAAAGACAGUGCCACACAACGUGGUGAAGACAAAGAAGCCCCAGGCCCCAAAGAAACUCUUCCCAGACUCUGCACUCUUCCAGAGGUGGGGAGAGGACCUUCCUGAGGCUGAGCAAAGAAAGGCCCAGGACCUGUUCCACAGGUUUGGCUAUAACGUGUACCUCAGCAACCAGCUGCCCCUCGACCGCAGCCUCCCCGACACGCGGGAUUCCAGGUGUCUUCAGAAGACAUACCCUUCCCAGCUCCCUUCUCUCAGUGUGAUCCUCAUAUUCAUGGAUGAAGCUCUGUCUGUUAUACAGCGGGCCAUCACCAGCAUCAUUAACCGGACCCCUCUUUGGUUGUUGAAGGAAAUCAUUCUGGUGGAUGAUUUUAGCUCAAAUGGAGAACUAAAGAUACCCUUGAAUGAAAAGAUUGAAUUUUACAACCAGAUGUAUCCUGGACUGCUGAAAAUAAUACGGCAUGCUGAAAGAAAGGGCCUUGCUCACGCACGCAACACGGGCUGGAAAGCCGCCAGCGCUGAUGUGGUCGUCAUUUUGGAUGCUCACGUGGAAGUGAAUGUUGGCUGGGCAGAGCCCAUCUUAGCUCGAAUUCAGGAAGACCGCACUGUGAUUAUAUCGCCUGUGUUUGACAACGUUCGUUUUGAUACCUUCCAACUGUUGAAGUAUGAAGUGGCAGUGGACGGGUUUAACUGGCAACUGUGGUGCCGCUAUGACUUCGUGCCACAAACCUGGAUUGAUCUGGGUGAUGUCACUGCCCCAGUGAGGAGCCCUUCCAUCAUGGGCAUCCUGGCUGCCAACAGGCUCUUCCUGGGAGAGAUCGGAGCUCUGGAUGAUGGGAUGCUGGUCUAUGGAGGAGAGAAUGUGGAGCUUAGUUUGAGGGUGUGGCAGUGUGGAGGGAAGAUUGAAAUCUUACCCUGCUCCCGAGUAGCCCAUGUGGAGCGUCACCACAAGCCCUAUGCCUUGGAUCUAAGUCCUUUCUUGAAGCGCAAUGCUCUGCGUGUGGCUGAGACUUGGAUGGAUGAAUACAAACACAUGGUCUACCUGGCCUGGAACUUACCACUUCAGAACUCUGGGAUUGAUUAUGGAGACAUCUCUUCCAAAAGGAUGCUCCAGGAGAAACUGAAAUGUAAAAGUUUUGACUGGUACCUGAAAAAUGUUUAUCCAGUCCUGAAGCCAAUCCCCAUCCAUGACAUUGUGGGCUACGGAAGAAUGAAAAACUCCUUGGAUAAAGGAAUCUGCCUGGAUCGUGGACCUGUUACAAACAAUAUUCCCAUCAUGUAUGCCUGCCAUGAGUUGGGUUCACAGUAUGUCUACUAUCGCCUGACUGGGGAGUUCUAUGUGGGGUCACUGGUCGCCGAAGUUCACAGUGAUGACCUUUGCCUGACUGACCCAGGGCAUAGGGAAGAGCCUACUUUGGAGCAGUGUUCUAAGGCAGCCCAGAAUAAACUGCACAUAUAUUGGGAUUUUAAGCAGGGAGGAGCCAUGGUCAACAGGGACACACAUCGGUGCCUGGAAAUUAGGAGGGAGCCCUCUGGCACCUAUGUGCCUGUGCUGCAGACCUGCACUGCGCAGGUGUGGGAAAUACAGUACACCCUUGGAAACUUGAGCCAGACCAACGUGCUGUGAGCCUGGGACAGCCUGAGUGUGGGACAACUGGUUUUUGCAGCUGGAAUGGCUCCUACCCCGGCACUUCUCAAAGCAGAGAGGGUGCAGGGUGGAAGGUGAGUGUGUGUGUUCACUGUGACAUCGGCAUGCCAUGUAGAGCACGGGAAGCUUAGCACGUGUCAGGUUGUCUGUGCUGCUGCGGAAGGAGCAGAAGCUCUGGUGUCUUUUCCCCACUUCCCUUGGGAAAUCGUGAUACGCAUCAAUGCCAUUCUUGGAAAGCUCCUGAAAUAACCAGCAUCAUCUGGCAGUUCUGUGGGAGAGAGUAAAGUUUGUCUUUGAUUUCCGCCAACUCUGUUUAGCCUUCCCUCCUCACAGCUGCUGAGGUCCCAGACUUCCUUCCUGGCUCACCUGCUUGGAGGCACCCCAGAUCAUCUGGGGCUGCUCCUCGUGACAGGCAGGGUGCUCCUCAUGCCCACAGCAGUACAGCUCCUCCUCCUCCCACUGCCCAGAAAGAUGCAGCAAACAGACAUUUAGCUCUAACAGAUUCCUCCUUCCAUGCUCCGCAGCAGUCCUGGUUCAAUGGCCAGCUUGGCAAGGAAUGGUGCACAGAGAAUGGCAGAAAAAUCUGGUCCUUUUGAUUUCCUCUGAGUAGGCUGUGACAGUUAGUGCUUGAUUUCACCUAUUUCUCCCUACUACCCAUGAAAGUUAUGGGGAAAAUGAGAGCCAUCUCUUACCAAGGCAAAAAAAAAAUGGCUUCAGGUGAAAAUUAUUAUCCAGAAAAAAAAAAAGAAAAUUAAUGUCCAGGAUUCUUACAAAUGUUCACUUGAUAAACCCUCCUCUAUCCCCAGUUAGUUGGUUGAAAAGAAAUGUCCAGAGCUUUCAAUAUUUGGUGAGCUUUUGGAGGCUGGCAGAGGGGGCUCCAAGGUGGAGAGAGGGUGGGGGUCCCUUACUCAAAAAGCCGUUUUCUCCUUAGCCCACGUCACAGUGACUGUAGGAGUGAUUCUGGGGAUCAUCCAGUUUUCCUUAGGCAUCAGACAGAAAAGACACCAGUGGUUUAUCAUAGAAUUAAAUUGAUUAAGAUGUUUCAAAAUGAGCUUUGAAAGUAUGUAAGUCAUAAGUAUACUUUCUGGUAAAAACUUCAGAGUGAAUACAUGUACCUCAAGAAUUAAAGCAUGGUCAUGAUACAGUUUUGUUAUGAAAACAUUAAGGGGUGGAAUAAAUGUUAACCAAGUGCAUAACUUCUGGAACCUGCCUGGUAAUUGAAUGGAAAAUGUAAUUGUUAACAAAGUUUUAUAAAGGCAUGCACUAAAUAAGACAAAAUACACAUGGCCUUAGAUAUACGAAAAGAUGCUUAAACUUAUUCCAGAUAAAUACCAACUAAAAAUAUAUUGAAAUCUCUUUUUUCUUAAAUUGAUAGUAUAAUUUCCAGUGUAUUUUGUAAGGUGAAAAGAAAAAUGGUGCUUGUAUUGUGUAUGUUUUUGGUAGGAGAUAAGGGGAAAAUAUACACGUGUCUGUUAAUUUCUGUAAAAAUAAAGCAUAAGAAAAAUAAACCAGAAACUAAAAUUGGCUACAAAGAGUGGCUGUGGUGGUUGGGAAUGGGGUGUGAAAGAUUGGGGUACAGGGAAAGGCAGAUGUUAGGCAUGGUGGUGUAUGCCUGUAGAAUCAGGGAGUCUGAGGCAGGAGUGUGGCCAUGAGUGAGGGCAGCCAGGGCUACAUAGUGAAGCUGUCUCAAAAAAAGUGAAAAGCAAAAACCAAAACCAAACAAACAAAGAACAAACUAGAAGGGAGGCAAGGGGAGUGGUAUUUUUCUAUAGUUUUGACAUUUAAAAUAAUACUUCAUUGCUCAAAAUAUAAAUACAUAAAAUCAGAGGUAGAGAGAAAUCUAAAAUGGAUUAUAAAUAAAACAAAUGAACCUAGCUAUAUUUUUGUUUUAAAUGAAAACACACACAAACACACACACAGAGUGUGUGUGUGUACUUAGUAUGCAGCUUCCAAAUUCUAGAUCUUGGUUUCUAAAUAUAUUUCAGUAAAACAAAUUAGAGUUUCCUGGAGAAAUACCUACUUUCUCUGGCUGGACGUACUCCUAAAUUAGAAAGGAAGGAGCUGCUCGCAGGUUGACAGGGACAUGUACAAACCACAGAAACUCAGUUGAAAGUCUUCCCUACUGGCCAAUGCUGGGACUAGUUGAGCAUUAAGAUCAAUAAUGACCACAGUAGAUUGUAAACCAUAUAAUCAGAUAAGAAUCUGUGAGUUCUUUAGGUGACUGAGUGAGGGAAGCUCUUCCUUACAGUAGAGCACCAACUAACCCAUGUGGAAUUAGAAAACCACCAUUUGGCACACACCUUAGUUGAAAUGGUUUCUGUGACAAUCACCAAUGGGUGUGAAGAUGAGUGUGUGAGGAGAAACAGGACACACACAGUGCCAAGGUAACCCUCCCAAAGACAUUCCUUAACUGCAAAGGGGAAAUAGGACUUUCAUGGGGGAGAAAGCUGGCAGACACAGCCUUACCUGAGUGACCAACAUAAACAUCACCGAGUGCUGGACAGAUGGCUUCAUUUGCUUCCUGAUUCAGCAUACCAAAAAGUACAAAACCGUUCCAGUGCUCCUGCCCACAACAUAGAACUUGGCCUUAGAGUCUUGCAAAACAUCAAUUAACCCCAAACUAAGGAACAUUCUUCAGAAGAAAUGGUCCUAUGCUUCAAAAGUGUUAAAGUCAUAGAAGGCAAAGGAGGCAUUGAGGAGCUGUUUCGUAUUAAAGGAGACUAAAAGGGCAGGACAGCUAAGUGUAAUAUGCGGGGCUGGGAUGGAUCCCAGACCUAGAGGAAGUUGCUUUGGUUAGAAAGAAGAGCAGUGUAAAAUUGAUGAUGUUUCAGUAGGAUUUGUUGAUUAGAAAAUAGUACUGUACCUGUGUUAUUUUUCUGAUUUUGAUUCUUGUACUGUGACUCUGUAAAAGAAUAAAAUCCUUUAUAAAAAAUUUAUGGUCACUGAGUUGGUUGGGGAAUGGGACAUUAUCUCUGAGGAAUAAAUGAUAGAUAGAUGAUAGAUAGAGCCAGGGAUGAUAAAAUAAAUGAAUCUGGAUGAAUAGUGAAGAGUAUACAAGAAUUCUUUGUACUAUGCUUACAACUUUUCUUUAAGUCUGAAAUGUUUCAAAAUAAAAAGACUUAAAUCCAAAUAAAAACUGCUUCCUAAGCAUA
Cavia porcellus (domestic guinea pig) is the source of this 5692-nucleotide messenger RNA. RefSeq names its product polypeptide N-acetylgalactosaminyltransferase 8 (gene Galnt8). The transcript is spliced from 11 exons. Gene Ontology annotation, biological process: protein O-linked glycosylation. The coding region runs from base 603 to 2519 and encodes 638 amino acids. Gene Ontology annotation, cellular component: Golgi apparatus. NCBI's taxonomy places the organism in Eukaryota, Metazoa, Chordata, Mammalia, Rodentia, Caviidae. The record is from RefSeq and is a predicted model, not a curated record. Gene Ontology annotation, molecular function: polypeptide N-acetylgalactosaminyltransferase activity.